Jaminaea rosea is the source of this 1948-nucleotide messenger RNA. RefSeq lists its product as hypothetical. The coding region runs from base 30 to 1865 and encodes 611 amino acids. Gene Ontology annotation, cellular component: cytoplasm; transcription elongation factor complex; elongator holoenzyme complex. Gene Ontology annotation, biological process: tRNA wobble uridine modification. Lineage: Eukaryota; Fungi; Basidiomycota; Exobasidiomycetes; Microstromatales. The record is from RefSeq and is a predicted model, not a curated record. The transcript has a single exon.
CAUCAUUCAAAAGCUCAGAGAUUGACUCGAUGCCAUCGGCUUUCAAGCGUGGACCGAGGACCAUACCACAGGCCAACACGCCGUCGACUGCAUCUGCGCCAAGUACAGAUGCUCCAAGCUCAUCGACAGGUCAAUCUGCGCCGGUAGCAGGGAGCAGCACACCGACCUUGAGCACCCGCCCAACGACCCAUCCAACCCUCCGGCCCUCACCCUUCCCUCAACAGCUCCCCCUUCCACUCUUCUCCCUAGGUCUUCACGCCAUCAACGAUGUCUUCACCGGUGUAGGCCUGCCCUCUGCUUCCCUCGCCCUCUUCCUUCCACACCAAGACCCAUCCAGCGGACGGGAUGAUGAGGAUGAACGAAUGCGAGUCGGAGCGGCGCAAGCUUAUGCUGACCUGCUGAGCAAAUACGCUGCUGCACAGGGACUGGCAGCGGGUCAGAGGGUGCUGAUCAUCGGCGAAGGGGUCGAAAGCUGGACACAGGGACUGAUGGGAUGGGCUGAAAUGGAUGAGGACAUUGGAGCGUCGAAAGGGGAGUCCUCGUCAUCGUCGCAGCCACCACCAGCAGAGCCUUCAAAAGCAACUCCGGUGGCUACACCGGCCGCGCCUGAUGAGGAGAAGCUCAAGGUUGCCUUUCGCUACGAGCGACUCAAGCGCAUUAAUGAUGGGGCGACCGAUCGCGAGUCUUCCUCGUCCAGCUCGACUUCCUCGCAGCCCUUUGUCCACCCAUUCGACCUUUCGACACGCAUCUCACCUCUCGUGCUGCAAAAGGCAAAGAGCGAAGGAAGGCUGGUGGUGCAUGAUGUUGCUGAGGAUGUUGACGAGGAGGAACAUUCCAACACAUACGAAGAGGUCUGGGGGUUGGUCCGGUCCACCGUCGAGCGCUGGAGGCAGUCAUCGUCGACGGGCGAAGAGGACAUGAACAGCUCACUGCCAGCACGCAUCCUCCUCCCCUCGUUGGGAUCACCAUCGUGGAGCGUCCCUCCCGAACGGAGCCACGCCGGAGAGGCAUACCGUCUUCUGCUUCGGAUCAAAGGCCUGCUGCGACAGACGGCAUGGCCUUCCGCCUCAUCAUCUGCGUCCGCAAUGCAGCCACCAAUACCGAUAAUUGCCAUCUCCUCACCCUCAACUUGGCUGCUGCUGCCAUCGCCUAUCGGCAGCGCCGCAGCAGACGUGGCCCAUCGCCUCUCCUCACUAGCGGACGGCGCCCUCACUCUCUCCUCCUUCUCUUCCGACCCACGAACACGCUCCCUCUCCGACUCCACUUCCAUCCCUUCCACUUCCUCCCCCUCGCCAACCCUUUUCACCGGUGCCCUCCGUGUUCUUCGUACGCCCGCGCUGGGAUCACUUCGCGGACCCUCCAUUCGCGCCUCAGCAUUAAGGGGAAUGGGCGGAGGAGAGGAAUCCGGUGGAGGGGCGGGCAGCAGUGAGAAUGCUCUUGGGUUCAGAGUGAGAAGGAAGGGGGUCAAAGUCGAGGUCAUGGGGAGGGAUUUGGUCGCUGGAGGCGAGCCGAGCGGAGGAGGUGGUGAUCGAAAAACCGAAAGGAAGACGCAGUCGGGUGAGGGUGGAAAGGUCAAGCAGGCGGGAGCAGAGGGGGCAGGGAAGAACAAGACUACAGCGGUACCGAAGGCAGCCUCGCCGUCGGUGAGCGUGGGGAUCGAGGCUUCAUCACCACCGAAACAGCCAACCGCUGCAGCAGCAGGAACAGCUUCAACUCCCCCGCAGCCCGCCACCGCUCCAGCUCGUGCACCCCUGAAAGGUCUCGCAGCGCUACGGGCUCGUGGGCUUGAGGCGCAGCAAGGCCAGGAGACUAAACCCUCACCGAAAGCUCAGCAUGGAGGGCCGCAUGGCUCGCACGAUUGGUGAUGAUGGUAGGGGACUUGAAAUGGAAUGCACGAUCACACUGGGGCAGUCAUACAGAUGUCUAAGUCGUGUGUGAUUGAUGAACG